Molecule: messenger RNA, 1780 nt
Organism: Ictalurus punctatus (channel catfish)
Lineage: Eukaryota; Metazoa; Chordata; Actinopteri; Siluriformes; Ictaluridae
Exons: 6
Coding region: 411-1019 (202 amino acids)
Source: RefSeq, a predicted model, not a curated record
AAGGUAAUGAAAUGAUAAUGUGUGUGAUGUAGAUUUUACCAGACUUUUAAUUCUGUUCUCUGUAUCUGCAGCGUUUUCAGGCUUUUACUUUCAGUAUUUGCAGGCCUCAGCUCCAUGGAUCAGAAAGCUGUCUGAUAACAACCUAUAACCGUGUGUGUGUGUUUAUUACCCUACCUCAGUACCCCUACCCCUCUGCAGAAUAAACAGGUAGACAGUGAAAGUGAAAGUCAGUCUCCAUUUUGUGUGGAGGGGAAAAUACACCAUUUCAGGAGUAAAAACACAGUUGUUUUAUGACUUGAUACCGUGACUAUUUCCUGUAAGUGAACUCUGUGCUGAUACAGGGUUUGAUUUAACACACCGAUGUUGGAGUGAAGUAAACGUGUGUCCUGCUGUAAUCUGGAGAAGGAGACAUGAACUCCAACAUGAGUGUGUCUGGAGAACAGGACUUAAAGAGAGACGAGAGAAUGAUGGAGGGAAAGAGAUCAGACUCACCAGAACCCAGCUGUGUGUCCAUGAAGAGUGACGCGUCAAUGGAUCUCCCAUUUACCUUCAGUGACGGAGCCAGUUCUCCUGAUGUGAGACCACAACAGAAGACAUCAAACCUCAGCAGAAAUCAGUUGGACUCCAUAUUCAAGGAACUGGAACACAAAGUCAUCUCUCUGAUAAAGAAUGAGCUGAAGAGGUUUAGGAAGCUCCUGAGUCCAGAUUACCCAGCAUGCACUGAGAGGGAGGAUGAGGAGGAUCUGCACAGUGUCAGAGACGGAGCGCUGAAGAUCACACUGCACGUCCUGAAGAACAUGAACCACACAGAUCUCGCUCACACACUGCACAACAAGUCUGUGGCCUCUGUGUAUCAGACAAGUGGGAGGAAAGAUUCUUCCUGUGCAAGGUGCUGCUCUCACUUCUUUCAGCAUAGCUCCUGGUCUCAGAACAGGUUUAGUUCAUCGUUGCUGGUGUUGUGUAGAGGAUGUCAUAUUGUGAAAGUCACAACUAUCCCCGCUCAAGGUCUUGUGAAAUAGUUGACCUUGUUUGUGACUAUAUUCACCGUGAUACUUUCAGCGGUUACUACAUUAGUGUCCUUAAUUUUUUACUAUUUAAAGAUUGUUUCAAAGUUUAUUACAGGCUCAAUGAAUGUUCUUCUCCUUCACUAGAAGAUAAAGGCCCGGUUUCACAGACAGGGUUUACAUUAAGCCAGGAUUAGGCCUUCGAUCAAUUAGGACAUUUCAGUAGCUUUUAUAAACGUGUCUUAGAAAAAUAUAUUUCUGGUGCACAUCCUGAGAUAAAACAAUGGCACUGACGUGUUUUAAGAUCCAUCCGUGCAAGUAGCUUUCAGUUAAAACAUCUCAGACAUACAUUUUAGUCUGGGACUAGGCUUAGGCCUUGUUUGUGAAACCAGGGGAAAAAGAAGAAGGGUGUGCUUUAUUAUGCUCUCUGCAGAAUAUGACAGAAGAAAUGUGACCCACACCUAUAGCUAUAAAAAGCAGGUAGAACUGCAGUUAGCCUCAAAUGUGUAGCUGGGCUGGAAAUUUAUUUUUGUAUGCAUGUAUAAUUUUUUUUAUAUUACAGAUGAACAAGCAAACAGAUUUAAAGGCUGUUGUGAAUGAUGGGUUACAGAAAUGUCUUCCUGUGUUUAUUAUUAUUUAAGUUAUAUAUUCUGAUUUGUAAGCAAGAUUAUGAAGUCUCCUUUUGCUAAUCAUUUUACAGCAUUAUUAAAAAGUCCAUGUACACAAUGUUUAUCCCGAGUGCCUUUUUGAUGUAUUUUAUUAUCCUGCACAAAGCA